Messenger RNA from Sitodiplosis mosellana (orange wheat blossom midge), 2839 nucleotides. Its product is annotated as ATP-binding cassette sub-family B member 6-like. Gene Ontology annotation, biological process: transmembrane transport; heme transport. Lineage: Eukaryota; Metazoa; Arthropoda; Insecta; Diptera; Cecidomyiidae. Gene Ontology annotation, cellular component: membrane. The transcript is spliced from 10 exons. Bases 196 to 2640 code for a protein of 814 amino acids. The record is from RefSeq and is a predicted model, not a curated record. Gene Ontology annotation, molecular function: ABC-type heme transporter activity; heme binding; ATP hydrolysis activity.
CGAGACAAAGUUUGACAGCAAACAAUUUGGUUGUGUCCGUUCAAAUGUUCUUUCUUCUUCAAUGGUUAUUAUAUCUUCGAUAUCUUGCACGCGACUCGAUUUUCAAAGGAAUGAUUCAUGCGACUGUCCAUAUUCAUCACAUAUUGUGAAAUCUUUCCAUAAACUCAGUAUAGUUUGAAACCUCCCACAGAAGGGAUGGUAAUUAUUUCACACAGCACAUCGCUAAACAUGGAUAUAUUCAAUAACAUUUCACAUUGUCCGCCGAAACCACCGAAUAUUAUGGUGCAUGACUAUUGGUCGAAUGGUUUGGUCAAUAUUUGGAUUUCCUCUUUGUUGGCCGCAUUUAUUGUGACAUUUGGAUCGAUUCAAUUUAUUGGCUACUACAAAUACGGAACACCGAUCGUAGAUUCAACGAAAAUACCUUCAUCAAAACUGUAUUAUUUGCAAAUGUGUUUGCUAACAUUGAUACCAUCACUAUCAGCAAUGAAUCUAUUCCCAGAUCCACACUCUUAUGGUUAUACGAUUUUCACUACAACAUUGAUGUGCCUUUCAUUCCUUAUCUCGAUUUUACUCGUUCUGAAAGACCGAUUUUAUUCAAUGCCAUCUAAUACCAAGCGAGGCCAUGGCGUUGUUUUGCUUACAUUUUGGUUGUUGAUGGUUAUCAAUGAAACUGUGUCAAUUUUUACAUCGAAAAAGGGACAAUGGCCAGCGCUAAUGCCUCGCUACGUGUGCAGUUUGCUAGUUUUAGCUUUGGGCUUCUUAGCACCUGGCAUCGCAUCAAAUCAUAGUAAUGACGACGCCUAUUUCAAGGAUGAUGAAUCUAAAAAAACAGAACUCGUUUGGGCCGAUGCAUGGAAGAAUAUGCGAAUGCUGUUGCCGUUUGUGUGGCCGAAAAGAGAUCUAGAUAUUCAAUUAAGGAUUUUAAUCUGUGUUCUCAUACUUAUUGUUGAACGUUUCAUCACUCUACUAGUUCCAAUCUUUAAUCAGAGAAUCGUUGACAGCCUUGGAGAAAAAGUAUUUUGUUGGGAUUUGAUUUUGGUUUAUGUUGGAUUCAAAUUUCUAAACGGUGGAUUUCUCGAGAAUAUUCGUUACUAUUUAUGGUUGUACGUAGAACAAUUUAUGAAUCGUGAAAUUGAAGUGGAACUAUUCUCAAGAUUGCACCAUUUGUCGUUGAGAUGGCAUUUGUCGCGAAAAACAGGCGAAGUGAUAAAAGUUUUGGAUAGAAGUGCCCAAAGCGCGACCGGCUUGAUAACCUACGUUCUUUUCCGAAUUGCUCCAGUUUUUACCGACAUUUUCGCAUCCAUUGUUUUCUUAUCGAUCACUUUCAAUUGGUAUUUCGGUCUUAUCGCCGUGGUUACUAUGGCAAUUUAUAUGUGGUUAACGAUUUUGGUGACGGAAUGGGGAAAGAAGUAUCAAAGACAAAAGAAUUCUUCAAUCCACGAACAAAAAACGCGCAGUGUUGAUUCUCUAUUGAACUUUGAAACCGUCAAGUAUUAUGGAGCCGAAAAGCAUGAAGUGAACGUAUUUCGUGAGGCGAUUUCAAAGUAUCAGAAUGAAGCACGCAACGAAGAUAUGGUUUACAAUGCACUGGAUAGUAUUCAAAAUCUGAUAAUUUAUAGCAGCUUGCUCAUCGGAUCACUUCUCUGUGGAUAUUUGGUUGCCCAAGCUGGCACACUCACUCCCGGGCAAUACGUGUUGUUCGCAUCGUACAUCAUUCAAUUGUAUGAACCCUUAAACUGGCUUAGCUCAAUAUACACUCACAUACGAAAGAGCUUAGAAGAUAUGGAAAAAAUGUUCGAUUUAUUGAAAGAAGAACAAGAAGUAGUCGAUGAACCAGCCGCAGUCGAACUACCCUCGGUUGAAGGAAAAGUCGAAUUUACAAACGUUACAUUUGGCUACACUCCAGAUCGGAUAAUUUUGAAGAAUGUUUCAUUCACGGUUUUGCCAGGGAAAACCAUCGCUCUUGUUGGUCCAUCCGGCUCGGGAAAGAGUACAAUCAUUCGUCUUUUGUUCCGUUUCUAUGACAUUCACGGAGGAACCAUUUGUAUUGAUGGACACAAUAUAAAAGAUGUGCGGCAAGACUCAUUGCGAAAGGCGAUCGGUGUCGUUCCACAGGACACCGUUUUGUUCAACAAUACUAUCAAACAUAACAUAAAAUACGGACGAUUGAACGCGUCUGACGAUGAUGUGAUUUCGGCUGCUAAAGCCGCCGAUGUUCAUGAUAAGAUUAUGAAUUUGACCGAUAAAUACGAAACAGACGUCGGAGAAAGAGGUCUGCGAUUGAGCGGAGGCGAAAAACAAAGAGUCGCAAUAGCUCGGACAAUUCUGAAAGCACCAUCGAUUGUGUUGUUGGACGAAGCAACAAGUGCAUUAGACACACAGACUGAACGAAACAUUCAAGCUGCUUUGGCUAAGGUGUGUGCGAAUCGAACGACGAUAAUAGUGGCUCAUCGACUAUCCACAAUCAUACAUGCAGACGAGAUCCUUGUUUUGAAAGAAGGCGAAAUCGUCGAACGUGGCCGACACGAUUUAUUAUUGAACAGAAAGGGCAUUUACGCAGACAUGUGGAAUAAGCAGCUUCAAAAUGACGAUACAGAUAUAACUAGCAAUGUUAAUUCACAAACCGCACAAAAUCGUUGAAAAUCAAGUGAAAAUUUAGGAACAAAUGAAAUGCAUUAGGCUUAGUAAUUUAUGAAUUUAUUAAUUUAUUUUUACUAUUAAGUUAAUUUUUUAUCAAUAUUUUGUUAUGGACCGAUGAUGAAUCGAAGAAAUGUGUUUUUAGAACAGAAAUCUACUUUUCCUACGAAAAAUCAAUAAAAAUGCAUUGAUUCAAGCGAAA